This is a messenger RNA of Dryobates pubescens (Downy woodpecker), 1393 nucleotides long. It is a transcript of the gene POPDC2, whose product is annotated as popeye domain containing 2. NCBI's taxonomy places the organism in Eukaryota, Metazoa, Chordata, Aves, Piciformes, Picidae. The record is from RefSeq and is a predicted model, not a curated record. The transcript is spliced from 4 exons. Gene Ontology annotation, molecular function: cAMP binding. Gene Ontology annotation, cellular component: sarcolemma. The coding region runs from base 142 to 1245 and encodes 367 amino acids.
UUUUUCCGGUGCAAAAUCAUCUGGUGGCACUUCAACAUGUCACUCUGAAGCACACUGCUGUGGGACCGUCUGGAACUCGAGGAGGAGGAGGAACAGCUACCCAGCAGCUCUGGUUUCAGACUUCUGCAGCACCCUUUGUGUAUGACAAUUGAUUUUGAGCGCAGGACGGCUGGGGAGGGUGGGGAGUGGGGAAGGAUGAGUGCACGCAGCCUCUCUUGGGACCAGGCUGUUCUUCAGCCUCCGGUGUGUGAUGCCUGGAAGGAGAUCAUGGAGGGAGCAGCAUACCAGCUGGCCAGUUGCAUUGUCCUCCUGGGUUACAUGGGGGGAAGUGGCAUCUUUGGGUCCCUCUAUAUCUUUGGCCUUCUGGCCCCAGGCUACUUCUGCUAUGCUCUGUGGGGCUGGCUGAGCGCCUGCGGGCUGGAUAUAUUCGUCUGGAACAUGCUGCUGGUCCUCCUCUGCUUGCUUCAGCUGGCUCACCUCGCUUACCGGCUCCGCAGAGACGCCGUCCCUGAAGAGUUUGACCUCCUCUACAAGACCAUGUACCUGCCCUUGCAGGUACCCCUGGACAUCUACAAAGAAAUCAUGAAGUGCUGUGAAGAGCAAGUCCAGUCACUAGUCAGAGACCAGAAUUACGCGGUGGAGGGCAAGACGCCCAUUGACCGCCUCUCCUUGCUGCUGUCUGGCAGGAUCCGAGUGAGCCAGGAUGGACAAUUCCUCCACUAUGUCUUUCCGUACCAGUUCCUGGACUCUCCAGAAUGGGAGUCACUGCGACCCUCUGAGGAAGGAACUUUCCAGGUCACACUGACAGCCGAGACCGACUGCAGCUUCAUCACCUGGCCAAGGAAGAAGCUGUACCUGCUCCUGAGGAAGGACCGCUACAUCGCUCGGCUCUUCUCCUCCCACCUGGGCUACGACAUCUCGGAGAAGCUUUACUCCCUCAACGAGAAGCUCUUUGCCAAGUUUGGCCUGCGCUUCGACAUCCGCUUGCCCAGCCUGUACCACGUCCUCGGGCCAGCCUCCUCUGAGGGGGAGUCGGAGGACUGCGAGGAGCUGCCGCCUGUCUCUGGCCAGGCUGCUGCCUCUGAGCCCCCUCUGCCGCCGCCGCCGCCGGCUCCGCGCCCCCGGGCAUCCCGGCCCGACAGUGAACUGCUGGGUGAGGACUCCACCAGUCUUGUCUUGGAAGAUUUUGCUGAGUUGCCGGGGUCUUUUAUGGACUAUGUGAGCGAAGGGGAGUAUAUGAAGUGAGGGCACUCCUGGCAUGGGCACGCCUCCCCCUGUGUGGGACCCCCGCCCUCUGGAAACCUUCUCUGGAGUUCUCCUCACCCUCCCUGCAAAGGACGAGCCCCUCUGGCUCCCACCCAGACCCCUGAACUCUAGGGAACAAGCCAGGCUG